Aspergillus aculeatus ATCC 16872 is the source of this 738-nucleotide messenger RNA. RefSeq lists its product as uncharacterized. The record is from RefSeq and is a predicted model, not a curated record. NCBI's taxonomy places the organism in Eukaryota, Fungi, Ascomycota, Eurotiomycetes, Eurotiales, Aspergillaceae. Bases 1 to 738 code for a protein of 245 amino acids. The transcript is spliced from 2 exons.
AUGAAUGAGAUUGAGAUCAGCCCAGUCGAUCUGACCGAUGCGAUUGAUGUUGAUGAAUCCCUGGUUCCCGUUAGGGACAUCAAACAAGCCAGCCAAAGCAAUGUAGAUUUUGAUGGCCUACUGGCGACGCCUCUCCUCCUCCAGGAAGAUCUCAAAGAGGGCUGUGGAGGCCAACUAUGGCCAGCCGGCAUGGUUCUUGCCAAGUAUUUGUUACGUCAGCAUCGCUUUAGCCUUGCCCAUAAAUCAAUUAUUGAGCUGGGCUCUGGUGGCGGCUUGGUUGGGCUAGCAAUUGCACGGGGUUGUCAAAUCGGUCCGUCGCCUGUGUUCAUCACAGAUCAAGCGCCGAUGUUAUCCUUGAUGGAAACAAAUAUCAAGCUUAACAAUCUUUCGGACCUUGUUACAGCCAAUAUAUUAAAUUGGGGAGAGCCAAUCCCCGACUGCAUUCCACAAAAGCCUACGAUUAUACUUGCGGCCGAUUGCGUUUACUUCGAACCAGCAUUUCCUUUACUGAUAUCGACCCUGAAAGAUCUGCUUGGUCCCGAGUCAAUAUGUUAUUUCUGCUUCAGAAAACGUAGACGCGCUGAUCUCCGGUUCAUGAAGAUGGCGAAAAAGCUGUUCAUUAUUGAUGAAAUCCAAGAUGACCCUGAUGCGAAAACAUACCGGAGAGAGAACAUCUUCCUCUACGCCAUGCGCCCGAAAUCUAGUGAAAGAACUAUACAAAGCUUAGCAGCGGACUAG